Messenger RNA from Moesziomyces antarcticus, 1155 nucleotides. RefSeq lists its product as uncharacterized. The record is from RefSeq and is a predicted model, not a curated record. Bases 1 to 1155 code for a protein of 384 amino acids. The transcript has a single exon. Lineage: Eukaryota; Fungi; Basidiomycota; Ustilaginomycetes; Ustilaginales; Ustilaginaceae.
AUGCUUUCGAGACCAGUUCCGAGCCUGUGGAUCAGCGAGACGCGCUUCUUCGCGUCCCCCAGCUUCUCGGAAGACGGGAGAGCGUGCGGUCAGGGUCCUGUGUGUUUGUCCUUAGGCUGGAGUCCCACACUCCUUCCCACCGCAUCGUUUCAACUCAACACGACCAAGCCGGCAUCUCCGACCUUCAAGAUGAGCGCAUCGGCGGUUCCGAACGAUGCAGCUCUGCCGCCAUCGAGCGCGGCCGAUGUCGCGUCGGCCAUGCCGACACACAUUGAUGCGGCGACGUCGGCGCCGGUGGAUCAGGCACCCGGCGAAGACGCGAGUCUUCCCCCGGCCGUCACCGGAUUGACGCCCGAACAGGUGUUGCAGGAGCUCAGAAACAGUGGUUAUAUCGACCAGCUCCGUCGUCAGAUGAUUGAGGCCUUCAAUGCCACUGGGCCUGCCCCGGCACGUCCACCCAAUGCAGCCUCAUCUUCCGCAGCACCUCAACCAGCCUCUGCAGAUGCUGGCAAGCCGGACGAUGUCCAGCCCGCAUCGAUCAGCGCUGCGCAGUCAGAACUAGCCUCCGCGCCCAUCGCUUCGACUUCGACAGCACCACCUUCGUCCUCGAUGCCGGCGCCCUCUGCAGCAGGUCUGCCUUCUGCAUCCAAGACCGGACUGGAUCUUGGCUCGAAAGCCGCAUUCCUGGCGACCCUCUCCGAGCCGCUGAAGCAGCAGGUGGAGAAGGAGCACCACCGGCUGCGCUUCCUCGCGCCGCGCGAGCAGCAGGAUAAGCUGCUCCAGCUGCUCGAAUCCGAACCUGUCGCGCACCCGCAGCGCGAGUCGCACGGCGAAGCCUCGCUCUUUGACCUGCUUGUCCGCCACAUCGUCGCCGACGCCACUGCACCCGACGCCACCGCAGGCGUGCUCAGUCCCAACGGCCGUCUCGGUAGACAGGCAGCAGGCAGGAUCGCAGAGACCAUCGCAGAGCUUCUUCACCCGGCAAGCAAGGAUGCCGACGAAGUUGACGACGAUGAAGAGGACGCUGACGAUGAUGGCGACGAUGAAGACGACGCCGAGCAGAUCGGCAUGCUCACCAGCAAACCAUCCGAACCCACAUCCUCUGUUGCAGCUAUAUCGGAUGCGACACCACAGGCAGCACACGAUUCAAGUUGA